GAACCCUUUUCCCCUCUGGGUCACCGUCGGCAUCUCUCUCUCCUCUCCUCCCGCGCUGAAAUCACGACGAUAACGAAAUUUCCGAGCGGCGAUCAACGGCAAGGGGUUUCUAUUGUGGGAUUUGCCCUUGUAUUGGUCACUCCGGCGUUUGCUACAUUCGUCUGCAACUUUCGGCUGUAUUUCUCUCUCAACUGCUCGUCUUUUUUCUUAUCCUUGAAAUCGGUGUUCUAGGGUUGCGUCUUUGCCUGUUUCUAAUUGGUCGUGGUUUUGAGUUUGCUGGGGUGUGUUUUGAGGAGUAAAGGAGGUUAUUCCCGUUCCUGUGGAUUUAUGAGGAAAAUCUUGGUCUCUGUUUGGGGUUUUGAGGGUGGGAUGAUUCUUGAACGAUGAACGAUGCCGGUACUGCGUAGCGGAGUGCGCAGGGGCCGGGCAAAGCAGCAGAAAGACGUGUUGAGUCCGAUCGAACCAGAAGGAGAGGCCAUUGCGACGAGGACAAGGAGGAGGAGGAAGGCUGCGGCGGCGGAAGGACUGGUGCCCAAUACUAACGAGAAGCAGUUGCGAGAAGGAAACGAACAGCAGCCGCCUCCGGUCAAUGAUAAGGUAGCUGCCGUAGUAGCGACUGCGGAAGAACAUCGGGUGCCGAAGGAUUCUUUCCGGGUCAGAGGUGGAGACGAGGUUGGAGUUGGUGAGGUAGGAGGCGCUGCUGGUGGAGCCAAGAAGGAAGAAAUUGGGGAGAAGAAAAUGGAUGAUCACGACAGUGGAGCAGGAAGCAACGAUAAAGCCCACGCCGUUGAAGAGGAGGGAAGCACUGCGCCGCUUCCCGAAAAGAUUCAGGUGGGUGGUUCCCCACUCUACAGGAUAGAUAGAAAGCUGGGUAAAGGUGGAUUUGGACAGGUUUAUGUUGGACGACGUGCCUCCACUGUUAAUACAACUGAGAGAACUGGCCCCAAUGCUGUGGAGGUGGCUUUAAAAUUUGAGCAUAGAAGUAGCAAGGGAUGUAAUUAUGGGCCACCUUAUGAGUGGCAAGUUUACAAUACUCUUGGUGGUAGUCAUGGGGUACCCCGGGUGCACUACAAGGGCAGACAAGGUGACUACUACAUUAUGGUUAUGGAUAUGCUGGGGCCAAGCUUGUGGGAUGUCUGGAAUAAUAACUCUCAUACUAUGUCUGUUGAAAUGGUUGCAUGCAUUGCAAUUGAAGCAAUAUCCAUAUUGGAAAAGAUGCACUCUCGCGGGUACAUUCAUGGUGAUGUCAAACCUGAAAAUUUUCUGCUUGGUCCUUCAGGGACUCCUGAUGAGAAGAAGUUGUUUUUGGUUGAUCUUGGAUUAGCAACUAGAUGGCGUGAUGGAUCUGGCCAGCAUGUCGAAUAUGAUCAAAGACCUGAUGUAUUUAGAGGAACAGUGCGCUAUGCAAGUGUACAUGCUCAUUUGGGGAGAACUGGUAGCCGGAGAGAUGAUCUAGAAUCUCUUGCCUACACCCUAAUUUUUCUCCUUCGUGGUCGUCUGCCUUGGCAAGGAUAUCAGGGGGAGAACAAAGGAUUCCUUGUUUGCAAGAAGAAGAUGGCUACUUCUCCGGAGACUUUAUGUUGCUUUUGUCCGCAGCCCUUCAAACAGUUUGUUGAAUAUGUGGUGAACUUGAAGUUUGAUGAAGAACCUAAUUAUGCAAAAUAUAUUUCACUUUUUGAUGGAAUCAUUGGUCCAAAUCCUGAGAUCAGGCCAAUAAAUACAGAUGGUGCUCAAAAGGUGGGGCAUAAGCGAGGCAGAUUGACUUUGGAGGAAGAAGACGACGAACAACCAAAGAAGAAGGUUCGUAUGGGCAUGCCUGCAACACAAUGGAUCAGUGUUUACAAUGCUCGACGGCCAAUGAAGCAAAGGUAUCAUUAUAAUGUAGCUGACGCAAGGCUAGCUCAGCAUAUUGAGAAAGGGAACGAGGAUGGCUUGUUUAUAAGUAGUGUAGCCUCAUGUCAAAAUUUAUGGGCCUUAAUCAUGGAUGCCGGCACCGGGUUUACAUCACAAGUUUAUGAACUUUCACCCCAUUUUCUUCACAAGGAAUGGAUCAUGGAGCAAUGGGAAAAGAACUAUUACAUCACAGCAGUAGCCGGAGUAAUUACUGGGAGCUCGUUAGUUGUAAUGUCAAAGGGUACCCAGUACUUGCAACAGUCAUACAAAGUCAGUGAUUCUUUUCCUUUCAAAUGGAUUAACAAAAAAUGGAGAGAGGGAUUCUAUGUAACGGCAAUGGCCACCUCAGGAAGUAGGUGGGGUGUCGUUAUGUCGCGCGGUGCGGGAUUUUCUGAUCAGGUGGUUGAAUUGGAUUUCUUAUACCCUAGUGAAGGUAUUCAUCGUCGAUGGGAUUGUGGGUAUCGAAUUACAGCAACUGCAGCAACUGGUGACCAAGCAGCCUUUGUUCUCAGUGUGCCGAGGCGAAAACCUGCUGAUGAAACACAAGAGACCCUCCGAACAUCCGCUUUUCCGAGUACCCAUGUCAAGGAUAAAUGGGCAAAGAACCUUUAUAUUGCAUCCGUAUGUUAUGGAAGAACAGUUUCCUGAGCUUCUGUCUAUCCUAACCACAAAAAAAGAGGCACACGCAAAGACCUUAGUGUUCUAUUCAUGGGGCUAUAGAAAAGCUCUUGAUGAUCUAGUCGAAUUAAAUGUAAUUAAGUAGAUACUAUCUGUUAGAAUGCUUAUGAAGUAUGGCAAAUAUAGAAAAAUUCGCCCCAUUGUUAAUGAUAAUUUUAAGGCUUUCAUCA
Messenger RNA from Momordica charantia (bitter melon), 2741 nucleotides. Its product is annotated as casein kinase 1-like protein HD16. Gene Ontology annotation, molecular function: ATP binding; protein kinase activity. Gene Ontology annotation, biological process: protein phosphorylation. NCBI's taxonomy places the organism in Eukaryota, Viridiplantae, Streptophyta, Magnoliopsida, Cucurbitales, Cucurbitaceae. The record is from RefSeq and is a predicted model, not a curated record.